GUGCGGUAAGUUUUCCCACUUGAGGUGCGGAGGAACGACGUUGUGGUGCGUCUUUGCCUCGGCUUCCCCAGGAUUAUGUGAUCCGUGCGCGGCUGGCGUUGCCGCAUCACCAGCCUCGCCAUGCGACACUUUUGAGAGCAUCGUCUCAGUCGUAAUUGCCCGUUCCUUCAGCAUCCGCGUCACGAGUCAGCUCAAUCGUGGUGACUCCUUACUCCCACCGUCCCUGGAACCACACGGUGACAUCAGCGUCCCCUCUGGAGCGGGCGCGUCGAGUCCCAUCCCCGCGUUCCGCAUCGCAGACCGGGGUGCAGCUACACUGCAGCCACAACCUGCGCCAGGAUGAUAGGUGCCACGCGCCGCUGGUUUCGCCGCAACCGCACCAACUUCGCCAUCGGUGCGGGCGUGCUGGGUGCGGGCUAUCUCGCGGGGCAGUAUGCGCUGGGCAAGCUGUCGGAAGCGCGCCAGCGCAUGAGCGAUGACCGCAUCGCGAAGGAGAACCUGAGACGCCGCUUCGAACAGAACCAGGAGGACUGCACCUUCACCGUCCUCGCCAUCCUGCCCACCGCCACCGAGAACCUCCUGGACGCCGUUCCCGUGGAGCAGGUGCUGGAAGAGCUGCAGAAGCAGAAGGCUGAGAGACUGGCGAGAAGCGUAGGGCCCAGCGAGAUUGCAAGCACAGCGCCGCCGAGUGUCGCAGAUACCACAGAGGACGAUGCCAAGAGCUCCACCUUCCAGAGCGAGAGCUAUGUGCAUGCCAGCCAGAUUGCUGGCGAGGGCGAGAGUGUGGUCACUACAGGCAGUGCAGAAGGAAGCGCCGAGUCUGGUGAGCGCUCGAGCAAGAGAAGCAAGGCCCAGUUGUGGAGCGAGAUGAAGAUCAGCUCCAUCACACGCGCAUUCACGCUUCUGUACACUCUGUCGCUACUCACCCUCCUUACUCGCAUCCAGCUGAACCUCCUCGGCCGCCGCAACUACCUCGCUUCCGUCGUGACCCUCGCAUCCCCACCCCCAGCGAAUCAGGAAUCGCGAAUAAGCCUGGAGAACCACGAUGACGACAACUUUGAGCAGGCAUACGGCAACGACUUUGAGACAAACCGGAGAUACCUAAGUUUGAGCUGGUGGCUGCUGCACAAGGGAUGUCUGAACUUGAUGGAGAAGGUGCGCGUCGCUGUGAAGGAUGUCUUCGGCACCCUUAACCCGAGAGAGGAAAUCACCAUCGAGAGGCUUUCCGAGCUUACCCUGGAAGUGCGGAAGAGGGUCGAGGGCGCGACGGAGGAGGAACGCAGAACCCGCAAGUGGCUGCCGUACCUCCUCCCCAGCCAUGAACAGGAGGACUAUGUUUUGCGCGAGAGUGGGAUGACCACGUCCGAGGACGUCACAUCUCCCACCACAGCCACAUCGCUCCGCCGUCUCAUCGACGAGACAUCUGAUCUCAUCGACUCGCCCGCCUUCACGCACGUUCUCACCCGCCUCCUUGACGCCGCUUUCUCCCAUCUCAUCGAUGUCAAGAUCUCCCAGCUCUCAUACAAGAUCCCGCCCAUCUCAGAGAGCACUGCACGCGUGCAGGAAAUUGUGGGCAGCGACGUGAAGGCCAAGGUCGCCAGCUCGCUUGCCGUGUUCUGCAGACAGGCACACAACAUCGGCAGCGGCGCCAACAACGAGUACCUGGCGGCAAUCGAGCAGGUGCGCGACCUGGAGGCUUUUGCUGCCGUCGUGUACUCGAGCAACUUCGAAGUGGAAUCACCAGAUUUUACGUCAACCCGCCCGACUACUAUGGUCGACGAGAGCAACAGGACGAGCAUGGCAACGAGUGGUGUGGACCCGCUCGCGCCGGGUCUUAGUCAACCAGCGACUGCGAGGGAGAGCGUGGCCGAUCCAAGCUUCGAAAGCGCCUGGGGAAAGGCGCUGGCGAAAGAGGAUGGAAAGCCGUACUGAGCUGUUGUGUUGAUGGGACUUCUUGUAUAGUACCUUUAAACUUGGGCUGGUUUUACGGCAGGGAACGGUGGGGAUGAAAGAUACCCGCACACAUCUACUAUAAUGAGAUACAUCCAU
Paraphaeosphaeria sporulosa is the source of this 2049-nucleotide messenger RNA. Its product is annotated as peroxisomal membrane protein. The transcript has 4 exons. Gene Ontology annotation, biological process: protein import into peroxisome membrane. Bases 340 to 1932 code for a protein of 530 amino acids. Gene Ontology annotation, cellular component: peroxisomal membrane. Gene Ontology annotation, molecular function: protein-macromolecule adaptor activity. Lineage: Eukaryota; Fungi; Ascomycota; Dothideomycetes; Pleosporales; Didymosphaeriaceae. The record is from RefSeq and is a predicted model, not a curated record.